AAGGACCGAGCGUCUCUCUCUCGCCGUCUCUGUGCCGUUGGCGAAGCUGAGGAGGUGCUGCGAGGCGAGACGGGCCUGGCGCUGCCGCGGCGGAGAAGCAGCUAGCCGGACUCCUGGCGGAGGAGGAGGCGGAGGAGGAGGAGACCGGGGACGCGCUAGUAGGGGCCUAGGCCGGGAGGGGAAGCUCUCCGCGCCGCCACGACGACGACGACGACGACGGCCAAGAUGCUCAAUAUGUGGAAAGUCCGGGAGCUGGUGGACAAGGCCACCAAUGUGGUCAUGAAUUAUUCAGAAAUCGAGUCUAAGGUUCGAGAAGCAACCAACGAUGAUCCGUGGGGACCUUCAGGGCAACUCAUGGGAGAGAUUGCCAAGGCUACCUUUAUGUAUGAACAGUUUCCAGAACUUAUGAACAUGCUUUGGACACGAAUGCUGAAAGACAACAAAAAGAACUGGCGGAGAGUUUAUAAAUCUCUGCUGCUCCUAUCUUACCUCAUAAGGAAUGGAUCAGAGCGUGUUGUUACAAGUGCCAGAGAACACAUUUAUGAUUUGCGAUCCCUGGAAAAUUACCACUUUGUAGAUGAGAAUGGCAAAGACCAAGGUAUAAAUAUACGUCAGAAGGUGAAAGAAAUGGUAGAAUUUGCCCAGGACGAUGAUAGACUUCGUGAAGAGAGGAAAAAGGCAAAGAAAAACAAAGAUAAAUACAUUGGGGUUUCUUCAGACAGUGUUGGAGGAUUCAGAUACAAUGAAAGAUACGAUACUGAGCCGAAGUCCAAGUGGGAUGAAGAAUGGGAUAAAAACAAAGGCGGAUUUCCAUUCAGUGAUAAGUUAGGUGAGCUAAGUGAUAAAAUUGGGAGCACAAUUGAUGACACCAUCAGCAAGUUCCGGAGGAAAGACAGAGAGGAUUCUCCAGAAAGAUGCAGUGAUAGCGAUGAGGAAAAGAAAUCUAGAAAAGGUAAAUCACCUAAAGGAGAAUUCAAAGAUGAGGAGGAGACAGUUACCACAAAACACAUCCAUAUUACACAAGCCACAGAGACCACCACCACCAGACACAAGCGCACAGCAAAUCCUUCCAAAACCAUUGACCUGGGAGCAGCUGCACAUUACACAGGGGACAAAGGAAGUCCAGACCAGAAUGCUUACAUUCAGCAAUCUACAGCAAAGGUUCCUGGCAGCAAGUCAUCCGGUGACCUGGUCGAUCUUUUGUUCGAUGGUGCUGAUCAAUCAGUCCCAACAGGUGGAGCCACUGACCCCUUCGGAGGGUUUGCGGACUUUAGCUCUGCUGCCGCUGCCUCUGCCUCCGCAGGCUGCCCCCCAUCACAAGGUACAACUGCAAGUGGGAAUGGAGAGUUUGGCGACUGGAGUGCCUUCAACACCUCUCCAAGCCCUGCUGCUUCAGCUGGAGAGCUCUUUGGUGGCUCUGCUCAGCCAGCUGUUGAGCUCUUUGGUGGCUCUGCUCAGCAGAGCCUUGGCCAGCCUCCAGCUGCUUCAAAUCCUUCUGACCUCUUUGAUUUGAUGGGUACCUCCCAAGCCACCAUGACCUCUUCCCAAAGCAUGAAUUUAUCUAGGAUGGGUUCUAGCACUGUCAGCAUCAAUCUGCCUAUGUCAAGGUCACAGCCUUUGCAACGGUGUUAACCCAAUGAUACAGAAGCCUGAAAUCCACUUUAUAAUAUGGGGCACAGAGAUGGUCCCCAAAAAUGUAGGUCAAAACCCUGCCAUCCACAUUGGUCAGAUCCUAGUGUAAAUAUCAGUUUGGACAAUUUAGUUCCUGUAUGCAGCCUUCCCAAGCCCCAGCAACCAUCACUCAACACAAUGAUUCAGCAACAAGUAAAUAUGCAACAACCGAUGAAUGUGAUGUCUCAGAAUUUUGCAACCAUGAGCCUCAACUCACCACCCAGCAUGAUGCCUGCUCGACCUCCUGCAAACCCAUAUGGGGGGCCUGUUCCUGUGGGAAUGGGAAUGCCCACUGUGAUGACUGGCACGAUUGGGAUGGCUUCCAUGGGAGGCACACCUAUGAUGAACCAGGGCAUGAUGGGAAUGAAUGUGAACAUGGCAGUGCCAACUUCUGGAAUGGGUUUGUCGGGCAUGGGCAUUACUAAUAUAGCUGUGGCAUCCUCCAUGACUCCCGGAACUGUGCAACCUAAGCAAGAUGCCUUUGCAAAUUUUGCAAAUUUUAGCAAAUAAAGAUUGUAAACCAAUCAGAUUAAAUGAAGGAUUUUAGCUGCACAAAUAAAGCUGGGGUGAGGGUUGAAAAUGCUGAUCAAAUGCUUUCUCUUUUUCUUUUAUUGCUUACUUUAAAGGAGCCCACAUAAAGAACCCAAAGGUCAUUUUGUAAACUCCCAACCUACUUUUGUUAAAGUUUUGGUGAAGAAAACGUCCUCCACCGAGUGAUGUGGUUGAUACUGCAAUCACUAGGUCUUGUUUUUUUAACAAGAGAAUUAAAAGCCUUUCUUAGAUGGCAGAACUAGUUUUAACUUUGAAACUUGUGGAAACUCUGGAAUUUGGGGGCUGGGUAUAUCUGUGUGAAUCUAAUUUUAUACUUGAUUUCUUUUCCCCCUCCUGGAAUCUAUUUAUCAUAAUUGGAUCCGUUCCUUUUCCUACCACUGAGUCAAAUUUGAAGUCAAAGUAUGCUGAUCAAUUUUUUAUAAGAAUAUAUAUAUAUUUUUGUCCAAAAAAAAAAUGGCGUACAUAUGUGAUUAUGGCUAAUUCAAAGGGACCUGGAAUGUAUAUAUACUUUUGCUACUCUUUCAGCAACACUGCUAUACUAUCCAAAUUUUUAUUAUAGACCUCUUUAAGCAAUUUGCUGAUGAAGAGGGUGGGAGGGGUGGGGUUUUCCUACCUCUUUCUGCUUUAAUACGCAAUGCAGAACUGGUAGAAACUUCAUUCAGACUGCUGUAUGGUUUCCUUUCAGAGCACUCUAGAGAAAAAAUAUAUACAUAUAUAUAUAAAUGGUUGGGUUUUGGUUGGGGUGGUUUUUCUGCAGCCAUACUCCAGUGAAAAGUGGCAGCCCCCCCUUGGGGUCUCUGGGGUCACUGUUUACAUCACUGACAGUCAAAAUGCAAGAAAAAUUUUCUUGCAACACAAAAAAGAGAAACAACAUCUUUAAAUUAAUAAAGAACACCUCUAAACUUUUUGUUAAUCCAACAACAUUGGAUUCUAAAUUUUAUACAUUUGGUGACUUCAUUUGUUUUAUGUAAAUAUGGCCUUAGCAAUUGCGGAAUCCAAUAGAAAGGGAUUAAAUAAUAUAUAUAAAUGAAUGAAUAAAUAAAUAUAUAGAUUAUUAUUAUUAUUAAAGGAAACCUGUAGCAGUCAGAUUUUAUGAAUUAAUGAAAAUAAAGGAAAUGAAUUAAUAAAUUAAAGGCUUUGUCUUUUCCUGCUACCAUUCUGCAUUUAGGUUCAAACACAGAUCAUGAUUUUUAGUCUGGGAUGCAGGGGUUCAGUUUAUAUUCACAGAGCCAGGGCUGCUACUGAGAAUGAAUACUAUAUUCUAGGUAUGAAACUUUAUUGGCUCCCCUUUCUUAUGUUGGAUUUUUUAUUAUUAUUAAAUUGAUAAAACUUUAUUUCCAUUGUAUUCAUAAUGUUCUGUUAUACAUAACAUUAAAGUGUUCAUUAAAAACAA
Molecule: messenger RNA, 3616 nt
Organism: Lacerta agilis (Sand lizard)
Lineage: Eukaryota; Metazoa; Chordata; Lepidosauria; Squamata; Lacertidae
Gene: CLINT1
Product: clathrin interactor 1
Biological process (GO): endocytosis
Cellular component (GO): plasma membrane; clathrin vesicle coat; endosome
Molecular function (GO): phospholipid binding; clathrin binding
Source: RefSeq, a predicted model, not a curated record